Syzygium oleosum is the source of this 1182-nucleotide messenger RNA. RefSeq lists its product as uncharacterized. Lineage: Eukaryota; Viridiplantae; Streptophyta; Magnoliopsida; Myrtales; Myrtaceae. The record is from RefSeq and is a predicted model, not a curated record. The coding region runs from base 162 to 1055 and encodes 297 amino acids. The transcript has 3 exons.
CUUCCCUUCCGUCUCUCCCUCGACUCAACCUCUUCCUCAUCUCUCUCGCUCUCUCUCGCUUCUUGAUUUCGAUUUCUCCUGCAAGAACCGACACCAAAACCCUCGACAGACAACCCAAUUUCGCCCUCGGAUCCGGAAUCUGAUUCGAGUUCGGCACGGAGAUGGUGAAGCUAGCGUCGGCCCGGGAGAUCCGGAUGUAUGGGCCGCGGCUGGCCCGGAACCAGUCCGAGUACGUGAACGCGGGGCUCUACCUGUUCGCCACCAUGGUGCUGUUGGGCGGGUUCCUGGCGGAGCUGUCCAAGGAGCGGAAAUCGGGCCUCGUGGUCCUGCUCAUCGCGGUCGGGAUCAUCGCCCUCGUGAACGUCCACGACCUCGUGGCGCACCUCGCGGGGAUCAAUUGCCGGGUCUCGCUUGUGGAGUACGACGGGCAGCUCGGGCUCGUGGAGUUCGCGGUCCCCACGGUCCAGGCGUUGGGAUCGUUGCUUGUGUUCUUGGGGAUUCUGUUUCUGUUCCUCCAGGCCGAAAAAGGAUAUGGUUAUUACAAGCUGGAAAAGCAUGCCCUGAACUUGCUUAUUGCUGGCCCAGUUUUCUGGUUGCUCGGAUCGAUUCAUAACUCUUGCCAAAUUUACGAGAGAGCCGAUGGACAUGUCCAGAUAUUGCAACAGAGCGUCCACAUCCCGUUUCUAGCCGGAAGUUUGCUCUUCCUGGUUGGGGCAAUCAUGAACAGCCGAGAGCAAGCCGGGUCUCUCCACCACGGCACGGUGCUGCUGGGAGGGAGUUGGAUAUGGUUAGGCGUCGUCGGGAGCCUCUUGUUCGUAAUCGGGGGAUUGGCAAACGUGGUGAAGGUCUUCAAGAUGCAGCAAAUGGACGGGCUUCGGCUCGAGAAGCUGCGAGGAGGAGCACACGAGCAGUUGAUCCGAGCGAGAGAAGGCCAAAUGCCGCUCCUCUCGGACGAUACCGAGCGGCGUAAGAGGAGGAAGCCGGCCGAAGAAGCGCAACCGCCAGCCCCCGCGCCGCCUACACCUUACAAGGAUGUCCUUGUUGGGCAGGCUUGAUAAAGAUUGCUAACGAAGGAUGUCAUUGAAUUUCUUGUCCCAUUUUACUCGAUUGGAUUUGAGUGAGGCUGUAGCCAUUCAGCCAACUUGCCUGCCUCUUUUAAUUUAAUUGGAUUCGAAGAUACCA